AUGAUGUUUCUGGAAGAUGCUUCGUUUCAGUUCUUCCACAAAGCGGGUGGGCCGAUGACGUCCAGACUUUCGGAAUAGCGUUGCAUGUUCUCGACUCCGCCACGUGUAUUAUUCAGCAGGCGGUGUUGAUGUACUCAAGAAAAGGGAGAGCAGCAAAGGAGAGAGACGGAGAGAGAGGCGGGAAGGGAAGGCAGGUAGAGCAGAGGCAUCAAAGGAUGGUGCAACAGGGUAGCGGAACGUUCACUCGGCGCACUGGUAUGAAUCUUUUGGAAAUGGCGUUGGCAACGGUGCUGAAGUGGCUAUCCUGUAAUCUUGGACACUUCUGGAAUCAAACAACGCGGAAAACGCCAAGGAUCGCCGGAACGUUCGUGGAUACCGCUGUUGUUGCCAGCCGAGACUUUAAGGGCUCAAGAAACAAUCGAGAUCGGGAAACUGUUUCAAAGAAUCUGGGGCCAUCAAGCGUUCGGACACGAGCAGUUAGCUCCUGGAGGUACCGUAACAACCUUCAUAUUUUGUUCGGAGAGAGCAUUUCGCAGGUGAUGUAUUGUCUUCGUCUCAUCUGUUCUGGCUCCAGUCUACACACCUUUCGGUGCACAUAAUUCCGACGUGUCAGUUGGGGUCACACAAGAGGAAGGAUACACGGGAGUUCCUCCAUUUUUUGUUUUAGUGCCUCAACUUUCUCCCCGCGGUGCUUGUCAUAGUUUGGUCGCGACAAGGGGUCAACUAUCCCUUUCCCUCGUCUCGACCAUGAAGCCGAAGUGUAUGAUAUGAUGUGACUGCGCAGGUAGGAUCCCGUGCCCCCUCUUGUUUCGCCUAUGUAGUACGGAACAACGGCAGUGGAGCAGAUUCCCACUGCACGGUAGUAGUUGCGCCAGGGCAGUGCUGGUGUUGUUGGGUCUUGCUCUGUGCAGUCCAUGAUAAACACGAACGUCACUCUGCGCAAUGAUGUGGCCGUGUGUGCACAACGCCUAGCGUUCCCCGGCUGAUAACACGCGAGCGCCGAAGCUUACACCUAGCACCUAGGUACACCUAGCACCUAGGUACACGGCGGUUGGACUUGUGUUUUCUAUUUUCCUGGGGACCGUUAUGCCGAAUGUGGUCGCAGAUUCAUGCAGGAGCCGCGGACGCAGCAUGGCACAGCAGUAGUAACAUCAGGCACUUUUUUCCGUUGACCCUCGGGUUUUUUGGCGGCACUUGCUUCGAUUGCCUGUGUACCACACCUCGCCGUAGAUGGUUGUUCUAUAGAGCUCCCCAUAUAUUCCCGAUGGACGCAAGGGUAUGCCUGCCGUCUGUUUUGAGCGUGGUCCGAUACGCUUAGUUGCGAGAGAC
Molecule: messenger RNA, 1329 nt
Organism: Ectocarpus sp. CCAP 1310/34
Lineage: Eukaryota; Phaeophyceae; Ectocarpales; Ectocarpaceae
Source: the annotation of a GenBank genome assembly